Messenger RNA from Mucor mucedo, 1377 nucleotides. RefSeq names its product kinase-like domain-containing protein. Gene Ontology annotation, biological process: protein autophosphorylation; peptidyl-threonine phosphorylation; actin cortical patch assembly. Gene Ontology annotation, cellular component: cytoplasm. NCBI's taxonomy places the organism in Eukaryota, Fungi, Mucoromycota, Mucoromycetes, Mucorales, Mucoraceae. Gene Ontology annotation, molecular function: protein serine/threonine kinase activity; ATP binding. Bases 1 to 1377 code for a protein of 458 amino acids. The transcript has 4 exons. The record is from RefSeq and is a predicted model, not a curated record.
AUGGAAUAUUGUCCUGGUGGCGGUGUGAUUGAUUUGAUGAAUCGAAGAUUACAGCAACGAUUAACAGAACCAGAGAUUCUAAAGAUAUUUAGUGAUGUCGCAGAGGCACUUGCUUAUAUGCAUUAUUGUAAUCCACCCGUAUUACAUCGAGAUCUGAAAGUCGAGAAUAUUUUGAUUCUAAAUCAAGAUCAUUAUAAAUUAUGUGAUUUUGGCUCUGCCUCCCUUUCCAAGGGACAGUACAUUCCGAAUACAUUGCGUGAUGUACAGAAACUGGAAGAUGAUAUUCAACGUCAUACUACACUUCAAUACCGUGCCCCCGAAAUGGUUGAUGUCUAUCAAAAGAAACCUGUAAAUGAAAAGGCUGAUAUUUGGGCUAUGGGUGUAUUACUAUAUAAAUUAUGUUAUUAUACCACUCCCUUUGAAGAAGAAGGUCAAUUAGCCAUCUUGAAUGCUAGAUAUACGAUACCCAAUUCCCCCAUGUUCUCUGAGGGCAUGCGUAGAUUAAUUAUCUCUAUGCUGCAGGAAGAUCAGAACCGUAGACCCAAUAUAUAUCAAGUCAUGAACUCUGUGUGUCAUUUAAGAGGUUUAGAAUGUCCUAUCCGUGAUAUUUAUUCUGAACCCAUUAUCACACCUCAGCAGCAACAACAACAACAACAGCAGCAGCAAUACACAUCCUAUCCACCCGAGAAUCAUGCCAUCUUUGAAAAGGUAGCUUCACCCACACAAGAAAUACCUACGAUUACACCCAUGCGACGUGGUAGACCAGGCAGGACAGAAAGUCCGGGUACGACAGGUCAUUCAGCCUCCUCCAGCGAGACAUUUGAUCCCUUUGAUCCUUCUCAAGUGAAAAGUUCGUCAGGCACCAACAGUAAUAACAGCAAAAAACCAGCCAUGAAUACGACUGCUUCAUUCCAGAAUAGUUUUACACCUGAGAGUGUGCCAACACGAGUUCAAAGUGCACCCUUGACGCAUCAUGUUACACCCAAAGCUCAGAUGGCAACCAAGAUUCUUCAAACACAGCCUAGUUCGCCCAUGAAACCUGAGCGACAACAGCAAGUAACACCGCAAAAGGAAGAAGAAGAAAUAGCGGUGAAAGAGACAAAGGAGCACGAGGCUAAGAUGAAUCGUGGUGUAUCCUCAAGUAUCGAAGAAAGAUUUAUGGCUAUUAAAAAUGCCGGCAGAAAUAGUAUACCGAUCCAACAACAACAGCAGCCCUCGCCUACCAUGACUACCAGUACACCUAAAAAGAAUAAACCUGCUCCACCACCUAAACCUGCUCGAUUUAGAUCCAAAGCAACCAAUGUUGUACCAACAGUAGAUGAUUUUGAAAAUAAGUUUCCUUCUUUAGAGGAAUUAGACAAAUCCAUUUCUGAAUAA